AUGGCGUUGGCUUCUCGUCUGUCGACAAUGACAUGUGCUCCUAAUAUCAGGCUACAUCCUACCGAUAUGACCCUCGAGAUCACGGGAAACGUUCAGAGCCGCUUCAUGCAGGUUGCGGUGCUCCUUCACCUUCUCGACCCCGUUCGCGGCGAGCCCACUGAACACGGCCUUGAUUCCGACUCCGGUAACGUCGUCUGGCAGCGAGAACACAUCCUCAAACGCAAGUUCCUUGACAACUUUGCCCUCGUAUGCGCGACAAACAAGGACGGCGAUACAGUCUCGGCAGCGUCACUCGAGGAGGGAUUACCUGAGGGGACUGUCGUCCGCGUCGCUAGUAAUAAUGGUGUCAAAGAUUCCACAUUGUCAGGCCUUCGCGAUCUCGUAUCCAUCUUGACUUGA
Molecule: messenger RNA, 399 nt
Organism: Cryphonectria parasitica EP155
Lineage: Eukaryota; Fungi; Ascomycota; Sordariomycetes; Diaporthales; Cryphonectriaceae
Exons: 2
Coding region: 1-399 (132 amino acids)
Source: RefSeq, a predicted model, not a curated record